ACUACACUUAUGUCCGCAGUCUCAAUUGCAUUUCGCCGGUCACCACUGCUCACGACCUCAAGCGCCCUACCUCGUGCACGCCAACUAGUCUCGCACCUCACACGACAGCAGCCCUCGUUCUCCCAGACUUCUUUCAGAAUGGCCCAAGAUCAGAGCCGUGGCGAGGAGACGACGGGAUUGUCAGAGUGGAAGCAACGCCCUCCGUACCGCAUUCACGAGAAGAAUGAGGAUUUCGAUGUCAAGUACGAAGCCAACUGCCACUGCGGAAAGGUCAAGUACCAGCUCAGCCGGAGGGAACCUCUAGACAGCAAGCUAUGUCACUGCACAACAUGCCAAACUCAGCACGCUGCACCUUUCCAGUGGGCCGCCAUUUUUCACAAGACAGACAUCAACUUCACCCACGGCCACCACAAUCUCGAAUGGUACGACCCCACCGAGAAGUCCGUCGAGCACAAGCUCCCAUGCAAAGUACGCUGCUCGUACUGCCAUUCACCCAUCAUGGACGAGGGCCGCAACAUGAUCCUCCUAUUCCCUUCACUGGUGCACCUCAAGACAGACGAAGACAAGGCCUACUUCAAACCCCGUUGUCACAUGUUCUACGGCCAGCGUGUUAUGGAUAUUCCCGAUGGUCUGCCCAAGUGGAGUGGACUGAGCGGCGAAUCGGAUCUGAUUGAGGACAGUCCACCUGAUUUGGUCAGGGAGACUGAACGUAAGCGAGAGGAUGAGAGGAACAAGAAAAUGUCUGAGGGAAAGCCGGAUGAGGUCACCAAGGAGGGGACUCAGGGUAGGAAGGAGGGUGCUGGCUCUAACGCUGCUUAGACGUUAGAUCAAGAGUAGGGGCUUUGACUUGAGUGGUGCGAUGCCCAUUUGCAGUUUCAGUAGCUACUCCUCCUCGUGUCUCUGAUGGAUGCAAGGAAUGAAAUGCAUAGACGGAAUGUAGUGUACGAAUAGAUACCCGAAUGGUAACAACAGCGAGUAACUUAUUCUAUA
Bipolaris maydis ATCC 48331 is the source of this 990-nucleotide messenger RNA. RefSeq names its product Mss4-like protein. Gene Ontology annotation, molecular function: carbon-sulfur lyase activity. The record is from RefSeq and is a predicted model, not a curated record. Lineage: Eukaryota; Fungi; Ascomycota; Dothideomycetes; Pleosporales; Pleosporaceae.